AUGACGAGAGGGAAUCAGAGAGACAAGGCCCGUGAAAAGGCCGCCGCGAAGCUAGCAGGACUGAAAUCAGGCAACUCAAAGUCCGGCUCAGAAAUGCAACGCGAUAAAGAAAAUGUCGCUGCGAAAAUGCGAGAGAAGCAGGCGGCUGUUUUUGUCUCAGCCGACGCAAGGAAAGCCGCUGAAGGCGUAGGUGGUGGGAAGAAAUAA
This is a messenger RNA of Glarea lozoyensis ATCC 20868, 207 nucleotides long. Its product is annotated as putative serf family protein. Lineage: Eukaryota; Fungi; Ascomycota; Leotiomycetes; Helotiales; Helotiaceae. Bases 1 to 207 code for a protein of 68 amino acids. The record is from RefSeq and is a predicted model, not a curated record. The transcript has 3 exons.